Penicillium longicatenatum is the source of this 1302-nucleotide messenger RNA. RefSeq lists its product as uncharacterized. The record is from RefSeq and is a predicted model, not a curated record. NCBI's taxonomy places the organism in Eukaryota, Fungi, Ascomycota, Eurotiomycetes, Eurotiales, Aspergillaceae. The transcript has 2 exons. The coding region runs from base 1 to 1302 and encodes 433 amino acids.
AUGUCGGAUCUAGAUCAGGAUAUCGCGCCCAUUCCCCGUUCGCGGGAAGAGAACCAGGAACGUGCAUUCAUCGCCGCCUCAAGGCGAAAGGAUCGUAGUCUUGAUGCCCGCUUGGAAUCUGCCAACCGCGCUUCCAUGCUCCACAGGAAACGUACGGGCAAGGCUUUCCACAUCACCAAGGAGAUUGUUGAGAAAGAAGCCAUGUACGAAGAAGUCGAUGAGCGUUACCAAGAAAAGCGUAUUCGCAUGCUGCAAGCCCAGAACAUGCAGAUUGAAGAGCAAUUCCACCGUCAUCUCUUGGCAGCUUUCGCCGCCCGAGCCAACAGCUCAGGGUCAGCAGCCUCGUCCAUUGCAAGCCGUCGAGCUAGUCUUGCACCCCGAGCAUCUGUCGAUGGGGCUUCCUCAUCCCGAAAGAUGAGCCUGGACCUCACAAACCUGCGCUCGCCAUUCCCGCAUGCCAUGGACUCCAACUCCCUCACUAGCCCAGCCAUGACAUCCGAUGGAUACGUGAUGUCCCCCUCAACCACCAGCUUCGAAGGCGCUCAGUCUUACAUGCCCUUCGAAAGCUCAGAAAGCAGCCCCUACUCCAACAUGAUGACCACCAGCGCCUCAUCCGGCCCCGUGCCCGCUUAUGUCACUCAGACGCCCACGCCAGCUUGGAAUCAGCAAAUGACACCCUCAUGGGCAAUGCAACAGCACGUCCCAACGCCCAAUCACACCCCCACGGAUGCCCACUCCGUGCAUAUGUGGCAGCAGCAAAUGAUGCAGCAAGCCCAAAUGCCCACCGACGCUGCCUCAACCAUGCAUAUGCGCCAAUUCAGAGACCGGCUAGCAUCUGCGCCGGAAUUCCCUGUUACCCACGCUAUCCCCCAACCACCAGCUUCGCACCCGCACCCCACUGCUUCCAUCUCCGGACCCAGUGGGCACUCUCGGGGCCAUUCCCAGCCCAGUAACCAUUUCCAUAACCUGCAUCUCCUGACGCAGGGAACGCAUCUUGCGCAGACGCCCAUGGCUCCGUCGAGCAAUAGUUCGCCGAAGAUCGAGUCGCUGUCAGCGGAAACGCAGUCUACGGUUGAUUUCUGUCCAACGCCAAACACCCCUCUCUCGCCUACAGCUGUUUCUGCUCAGCCGGUGAAGAACGAAGAGGGAGUGAUGGUUUCUCAUGAGGAUUUGGAUCCGGAUUUCAACGAGUUUAGUCAGUUUGCGUUGGGAUUGGAUGGGAACUCGUCUCUUCAGGAUCGGGAGCCAUUCGGGUUCGAGGACUUCGUUACCCUGGAUGAGUUUGCUACCGUCUCCUGUUGA